AUGCCAGCCCAGAAGCGUGCCUUACCUGAGUCAAUGGAGGAUGAAGAAACUUCACAGCAUCUUCACUAUUCUCGCCAUGUCAAGCAUCAACCGAACAACCGCGACCCAAACUUCAUCGACCAACAGCAUCAACUCGAACAAGAGGAAGAUGAAGAAGACGAUGAUGAUCAGCAAGAGCAAGACGAGGAGGAGGAGGAGCAAGGGGAGGAAGAUGAAGAUGAAGAAGAGGCUGAAGAGGAUGAUGAUGAUGAAGAUGAAGAUGAAGGGCAGCACCAUAACGACGAUAAGGAAAAAUCACAGGAUUCCGACGAAUCCCCUUCUUCUGACUCUGAAGAAAAACCUGAAUAUGUGUAUGUAGAACUUCCGGAUAUUCGUAAAGAUGUCCAAUGUCCAAUUUGCCUUGGUAUUAUCAAGAAAACAAGAACUGUCAUGGAAUGCUUGCACCGCUUUUGCAGGGAAUGCAUUGACAAAUCAAUGCGACUGGGGAACAAUGAAUGCCCUGCUUGCCGCACACACUGUGCCAGCCGUCGCUCUUUGCGAGAUGAUCCAAACUAUGAUGCCCUUAUUGCUACUUUAUAUCCAAAUAUUGAGAAGUAUGAGGAAGAGGAGCUUGAGUUUCGUGAAGAAGAAAAGAACCGAAAUAAGCAGAUUCAAGCUUCAAUAGCGAAAGUAUUUCAGCGGCAAUCUGAAGCACUAACCAAAAGGCGUAAAGAUAAUACACCAAGUUCAUUUGUGACAAGAUCACAGCGGAAUCAAAGAAACCUUCAAUCCAGGAGACAAAAUCAAGUUGCUGAUAUUCAAGGAUCUGAAGAAAACGAGGAGGAAAAUGGAAACAAUGAAAAGGACUCGUCUUCUGGUGACGAGCGGGGUACAGAACUCCGACAGAGAAAACGAAAGAGAUGGACCAGAGUUCGCUCCUCUCAGCCCUCGUCAUCAAUGGCAAGUCCUGAUGGUGGAAGUGUGGAAAGUGAUAUGGAUAUAACUAGAGAAAAUCGAGGAAUUUCAAGGCAGGUGUCGAAACCUAGGAAGCUUACUUGGGGAAGAGGUGGUUUUAGAAGUAAUACAAGACAUGGCAGUGGUGGUGGUAGCAAUAGCAAAAAUUCUCGCAGUGGCCGAAUGUCUAGAUUGGUUGAUUAUCUCAAAAGCUUGAAUGAAAACACCGAUGAGUUUGAUGUUCAUCUCAUGUUUGUUUCUCCGGACAAAGAAGCUCCUACACCGAGUUUGGAGCAGCUUCACCUGUGUUGUCGACCAACUUUGUCUGUCAAGAACCUUUAUGAAUAUGUUGCUAGUCAGACACCUUUGACAGUUGAAGAAGUUGAGAUACUGGCAGUUAAAGGAUGCAGCAGUAUAAACCGUGACAAGUCAACCGACGAGAAAUCAGUCGUGGAAUGUGAUGAGCUAACAUCACUGGUUAUAGAUCCACAAAAGGAUGAAUUGGAACUUCUGCAAGCUCAUGAAACUGUGGCAGAGAUUAGAUCCAAAUCUAUAUCUAAAAAGGGGCAUUUGAUUCUGGCAUAUAAGAGGAAGGUGUAG
Molecule: messenger RNA, 1533 nt
Organism: Vicia faba (fava bean)
Lineage: Eukaryota; Viridiplantae; Streptophyta; Magnoliopsida; Fabales; Fabaceae
Source: the annotation of a GenBank genome assembly